AUGUCCAAGAUGCAGCUCUCGACCGUCGCUGCCAGCCUGGGUCUUGCGGCCUUCGCAAGCACUUUCCUCGCUUUCCCAGUCAGCGCGGACGCCGUCACCAUCCCGCCCUCACCCUACGACAACAACAAUAAUCCCAAGCAGUACUGGAACUACAAGUAUCCCUGGGGCGACACCCACAACGGAGCUGCUCGCAUGGUCCCGGGCCACGUUCAGGCCUCCGGAGCGCCCCAAGUCGAGGAUCAAGUACACUCGGGCACGAUCUGGGCCAAGGAGCAGGUCAAAGUCGACGAGUCGAGCGCGGUCGGGUACGAGGCCGAGGCUGAGUUCAUCGCGCCGACUGCCAAGGGUACCUGGCCCGCUAACGCUGCGAGUGGCUGGCCUCCGGAGAUCGACAUCGCGGAACUCCAGGCUACUCACACGGCCAAAGGCCUCUGGAAGGCCUUGGACCUCAUCAUGGACUUGCAGAUCCAGGGUAGUUCUGGCUUCCCUGGUCCGUCGGGAACUACUGCCUUGAAGGUUCGCCACGUCAAGACGACCAGGUUGACCGCCUGA
Messenger RNA from Gloeophyllum trabeum ATCC 11539, 552 nucleotides. RefSeq lists its product as uncharacterized. Lineage: Eukaryota; Fungi; Basidiomycota; Agaricomycetes; Gloeophyllales; Gloeophyllaceae. The record is from RefSeq and is a predicted model, not a curated record. The transcript has 6 exons. Bases 1 to 552 code for a protein of 183 amino acids.